Stylonychia lemnae is the source of this 1242-nucleotide messenger RNA. NCBI's taxonomy places the organism in Eukaryota, Ciliophora, Spirotrichea, Sporadotrichida, Oxytrichidae. The record is from the annotation of a GenBank genome assembly.
AUGGAGAGAAAAGAUUAGAUUAGGGUAGCUACUGACUCAGAAAAGACCAAACAACAGGCACCCAGCACUAAGAAACCUAUACUUAGAGAGGGCAAUAAGGCAUAUGAUAUAGAGCGACCAUUCUUUGACAAUCAGGAAAUCAAGAAGCCAUUAGCUGACGUCAGGAAAUAUUUAUUGCAGAAAAUUUAAGAUGGAGAUGAUUAACUUAUGAUUGGAAGUCUUCCUACUUUGGGGUAUUUAGAUGAUACUGAUGUCAAUCCAGAAGACCAAGAGACUGUGAUUCUCGCUAGCUACCCUAGAUCAGGAAAUACCUUGCUUAGAGCUUAUAUUGAGAGAAUAAUGGGAUUUGUGACUGGUUCAGAUUGCGAUAUUGAAAAGAAAUUAAAUAAAGAGUUGAUGAUGAUGGGUUUGAAUGGAGAAGGUCUAGUUGAUAAGAGAGUCCUGGUGGUCAAGACUCACUAUCCAGAGAGGUAUGGCAAGACAAAGUUCUAUGCAGAGAAAUGCAUCUUGGAAGUUAGAAAUCCAGUAGACGCAGUAACAUCACUAUUCAAUAUGGUGUGUACAGGUUCUCAUAACAAGUCAAUGCACCCAGGUGACUAUGCUAAAUUUUCAAAGGAAUGGAAUGAAUUUAUCGAGUAGGAGAUCACAGUCUGGAAAGACUUCCACGAUUUCUGGCUUAACGCUAAGAUCCCAGUCCAUCUCAUCCGUUUCGAAGACAUACUUACUGACCCGCGUCCUACUAUGAUAAAAUUGUUCAAGUUCAUACUGAACACUUCACACAUCGAGGGCACCGUGAUUGAGAAAUAUAUAGAUCUGGCGGUCAAGGAAAAGGCUCCAGAGAUUUACAAACCCCGAGAAGGACGUGUUAACACCAACAUGGAUAAGUUCAAUCGUGAGCAGCUAGACUUUAUGUAUAACUAUGCGAAGGAGUAGCUAUAGUACUUUGGCUACGACGACACUUACACUCUGAACAAGCUAGGUCUAAACUCCAAGUUCAUAGAUGAUUUCAACAACCAAAACUUGGAGAAGUCGAUAUUUAUAUAGCAGGAGGCUGAUGAAAUCACAUCCAUAUUCAUUAACUACCCAGCACUGCUGCUGAGAAAGAAGUCAAUGUUGUAUCCCGAAGGCAGGACAUCGUAUAGAUUUAAAAGAGCACUUAGAAAAAAGGUAACUAUCUUAGAUAAAGCUACCCAGCACAAGCCAGGUGAAGAUAGCAAUAGUGCUGAGUAAAGUAAACAAUGA